Molecule: messenger RNA, 4045 nt
Organism: Sipha flava (yellow sugarcane aphid)
Lineage: Eukaryota; Metazoa; Arthropoda; Insecta; Hemiptera; Aphididae
Product: adenylate cyclase type 5
Exons: 26
Coding region: 585-3968 (1127 amino acids)
Biological process (GO): adenylate cyclase-inhibiting G protein-coupled receptor signaling pathway; intracellular signal transduction; adenylate cyclase-activating G protein-coupled receptor signaling pathway
Cellular component (GO): plasma membrane
Molecular function (GO): adenylate cyclase activity
Source: RefSeq, a predicted model, not a curated record
UUCGCGGAUCCCGAUACGCACCGCCGCUACGACCGUCCGCUACUGCUACUGGUCCGCUACUGGCGCGGUGCGCGAUUGUAACCGGCGUUCGACACCGGUUCCGGGUAGUGGUAGUGGUAGUGUGGUCAUCGGUGCAGUGCACCGCACCUCCUGCGCAUCGGUCCGUCGUACACCGGUUGUUCGUUUAUUGUUCGCUUUCGUGCGAUUCGCGAGGUCGUCAUCGUUUCGUCCGGUAUUCGUAGUAACAAUAAUAGUUUGUGUUAACCGUUGUUCGCUCCUACUCCGGCCGACGAGAGUUUCACGCGCAGCCGUACGAUAGCCGUUCGUCGUGCAGAUAUUGAUAAAAUAUAAACAAUUUUCCAAACCAAAAUCAUGAAUGCAAUUUCUGCACAAUGGUCAGUUUAAAAUCCUUUGUUUGCUGAAAGUGGGAUUUUGACUUCUAAAAAGAAUCCAAAAAACAACUAGGUAGUUACCUCCGUUGGAUCAAAGUAUUAUACUUCGGAAGCUCAAAGAUGUUGACAUAAACGGCAUCGCGCAUCAGGUCGGGUCAGCCCCUCGGGACUACCACGACGACGACGACAACGAUGGAUGUAGUCAGCGGUGGAGGAGCGGGCGGUGGAAAGCAGCAGUCCAGGACGUGGCACAGACUGAGCUUGAAACAAUACAAAAGAGCUCCUACGCAGGAUACGGAGAGAACGCCGAAAAAAUGGACAAGUCUUCGUCAGCACCGCAAAACCACCGAGGAAUCCGUAUCGGAAAUGGAAUCAUCGCCACAGACACAAAGACGCACUAAUUGGGCAGUUUACCAACAUUUUUCGACGGCUUCCGACUCGCCAACUCCAUUGCUAAGUCGCGGCGCCAGCGAGACGGUCAACUAUUACGCGGAAUCCGACCAGCAGCCGGACGCGUCCGAGAGGGUUUCGCUGUCGCCCAACUGCAAGUUCGGUACCGGCGGUCUGGCCGACGACAAUGGAGACGUGCUGCGCGACUUUUCCGAGCUCGGGUGUUGCCGGAAAAUCACCACGCUGCUGACGUCGUCUCACCAGUUCAACAACUUGCAGGUGGAAAUGCUCUACCAAAGAUAUUUCCUGCGAACCAACCAAAGCCACAUGGUCCACUUGUUGGUGCUGCUCUGUAUACUAUUCACUUGCAUGGCCAUAGCCGUUCUGCUGUCCAACUACGAGACUCAGGUCCAAUGUUCCUUGCUUCUUUUGUGUUGUAUACUUAUUUACCUAGUCAUUAUAGGCAUAGUGUCGCGGUCCGGGCUAAACGAAGUGUAUUUAAGUUUCGUCUCAUACGUGGUGCUGGCCACAUUCCUGUUGAUCGAACUGUCCUUUGGCGUGCUGAUCAAAUCCCAAGCAGUCACCGUGCCCACGUUGGUGUUCGUCUACAUUUCUUACAGUUUGCUGCCGGUCAAGUUGCAGUACGCCGUCGUGGCCGGGACCAUGUUCAUGCUCUCGCAGUUAAUAUUGACCUUGACUAUGGAACACGAACUAUCGAUACAGAGUCUCAUAAAUUUACUGCUGUUGGCGUGCACAAAUGUGACCGGUGUGAUGAUGCAUUACCCUAACGAAGUGGCGAAAAGACAAGCGUUCUUAGAGACCAGACAAUGCGUCCAGGCAAGAAUGGCUAUGCAAAAAGUUAAUCAACAACAGGAAAGGCUGCUUUUGUCAGUAUUGCCCCGGCAUGUCGCUAUGGAAAUGAAGGCCGACAUCGCUGGUAAACGCCACGACAGCAUGUUCCACAAAAUCUACAUACAAAAACACGAGAACGUCAGCAUUCUGUUUGCGGACAUUUGUGGUUUCACUAGUCUGUCCGAUCAGUGCACGGCUCAGGAGCUUGUAAGAUUACUUAAUGAAUUGUUUGCAAGAUUUGACCGUUUGGCUCAAGAAAACUCGUGUUUACGCAUCAAACUGUUGGGGGACUGUUACUAUUGCGUGAGUGGUCUGCCCGAGCAUCGACCAGACCACGCCAACUGUUGCGUCCAGAUGGGCUUGGACAUGAUCGACGCGAUCACUCUGGUGAGGGAUGUUAUGGACGUCAACGUCAAUAUGAGGGUGGGAAUACAUUCGGGUCGAGUGCACUGCGGCGUACUCGGACUUUGCAAAUGGCAGUUCGACGUAUGGUCGAACGACGUGACGCUAGCGAAUCAAAUGGAAAGCGGCGGAAUACCUGGGAGAAUACAUAUUACUGCGGACACGCUCAAGUAUUUGGGUAACGCUUACGAAGUGGAACCCGGUAAUGGUGGUGAGCGUAAUACGUUUCUUAAGGACCACAACAUUGAAACAUAUCUUAUAGUACCGCCGGAAAUGACUUAUGUAUCUCAAUAUUACAAAAAACAAAGUCCUGGGCACGCUCAUAAUGGCAAUAUAUCUAAAGAGUUCAGAAUAAUGGGACACAACCAACGUCAUAAUACAUUUUCAUGCAAAGACGAGCCUGAGGUGAACAACGGCGAGGUAGACGAGUACCUGUUGUGCGCCAUCGACGCUAGAAGUAUCGACCGCCUUAAAUCCCAGUACUGCUAUCCAAUCACGUUGAAAUUCCGUGACCCUAGCAUCGAGCAAAUCUACAGCAAAGUGCCCGAUCGGAUGCUCUACUCGUACAUGACGUGCACGGUCUGCAUUUACCUGGCCAUCACCGCCGGCCAUGUGAUCAUCCUUCCGCUAUCGUAUUUGCUGCUGGGAUGCCUUAUAGUCGGUUGGCUGACGAUCGUUCUGUCGGCGGCCGUGAUUUUUCGCAAUCGACUGAUGGAGAUCACUGAACCCUUGAAAAAAGCGUCGCAAACAAUCAACCAAAAUCGGUCCAUAGCUCAAUCGUUGGCCUUGACCAUAAUCGUCUGUUGCUUUCUGACUUCCAUGACGCCAUUGAUCAAACACAAACUGGAGGUGUGCUUCAGCGAACAAAACCGAAACGGAACCGACGUGUCAGUCGCCGAAAACCCGGAAAUGCGGGAGACCACUUGCCACCUACUGUUCAAUUACAUGACCGUCUGCGUCAUCAUACUUAUGAUAUUGGUUGCCGUAUACCAGGUGCUCAUCAGUCUAGUCAAGCUCUUCUUGUUGAUAUUCAUAUCAUCCAGCUACUUUAUAUCUUCCAGUAUAUUUCUUAAUCACAGGCCGAUUGAAGAAUCUUUUUGGAUUCGUAUUUUUAUGUUUGUCGUCAUGAUGGGACUGAUUGUCGCGUUAAUUCUACAAGCACAACAGACCGAAGUGACUUCUAGGCUAGAUUUCCUUUGGAAACUGCAGGCAACGGAAGAAAAAGAAGAUAUGGAACACUUGGAAGCUUACAACCGUAAACUUUUAGCAAAUAUUCUUCCUGUUCACGUGGCCGAUCAUUUUUUGACUUUAGAUAAGCCCGUUGACGAGCUGUACCACGAGCAGUGCGACAGCGUUUGCAUAAUGUUCGCAUCCAUACCGAACUUCUCCGAGUUCUACGUAGAGCUAGAGGCGAACAACGAGGGUGUGGAAUGCCUGCGGCUGCUGAACGAGAUCAUCGCGGACUUCGACGAGCUGCUGGGCGAGCCGCGUUUCCAGUGCAUCGAGAAGAUCAAGUCGACCGGCGCCACAUACAUGGCCGCGUCCGGGCUGACCAGGAACACGUGCGACAGCAAACAGUACACGCACGUCACCGCCAUGGCUGACUACGCGCUCCGCCUGCGCGAGCAGUUGGCCUACGUCAACGAGCACUCGUUCAACAACUUCCGCAUCAGAAUAGGCAUAAAUAUCGGUCCAGUGGUGGCAGGAGUUAUAGGAGCUAGAAAACCGCAAUAUGAUAUUUGGGGCAACGCCGUUAAUGUAGCCAGCCGAAUGGACUCCACAGGAGUGUUGAAUGAAAUACAAGUUACCGACGAAGUGUACGAAAUAUUGAAGUUGAAAGGAUACCCGUUGACCUGCCGCGGUGUCAUCGAAGUGAAAGGAAAAGGGAACAUGGUUACCUAUUUUUUGAACGAUUAUGCUCAACAGAAUUAACUGAUGUUGACGUGUUGUACAAUAUUGUUGUUGUUAAACGAAUCAUAUUAUUAUUAUUAUUAUUAUUAUUAUUAUUA